CCUGUUCGGAAGCUGCUCAAACUCGUUCUCCGGGGACUCUCUUGUUUCCGGCUCUGAUCCCCCUUUUUUCUCUUGUUGUAACUGCCCUUAUUUCCUGAUGGGAACCUCCCGUUUCCCACUUAGGGGGCCCUUCUCUCUCCAGGUUUCCCCGCUGCCGCUUUCUCAGCACUCCCCAGCCCACCCUCAAGCUGACCCCAGAGAAAGCUGGCGAUACCUGCGGGCGCUCCUCCUCGCUUCCGAUCCUGCGUCCCGCAGCCCUGAGCUCCCUGGGCUCGGGGAGCCCUUGGUCUUUGCUCUUCCUCGAGUUCCUUCUCAGUUCUAUUGCAGACACACCCCCGGAAGCCGUCUUCAUGUUCUUCCAGUAUGGCUGUACCCUUUAGAGUGGAAGCGUCUCCUUCCCCUGGUCGUUUCUUUCUGGAAGAACGUUGAGAAGGCAGGGGCUCACCUCUUUGCCUUCCGCCACUCCUUCCCCUCAUUCCUGGUCUGGAUGAGCCACCCCCAUCAAGCCCCACAGCCCGGGUCCCUUCUCCAGACCCAGGUCCAGCCCAACCCGGUGCCUUCUGGACACGCUGUGCCUCAGGCUGGGCACCCACCGCAUCCCACCUCACCCACGCCAGGCCUGGCUUCCUAGGCUGCCGGUGCUUGGGGAAGUCUGUCCACUUCCCUUCUAUCUGCAAAGCCAGCCUGGUGGCUGGACUCAGAGUCCUUAACCAGCUCAGGGCUGCCAGAGAGGGUACUUUGCCCAGGGGGUCCUUACUCGUGUACCAUGUAGCAGCAGGGUCACGCUCUGGUCCCAGGGUCACUGCACAGUGUUCUGCUUUCUCCAUGGUCUCUCUCCACCUCAGCCCUCAUCUCUGACUACACCCCCGCCCCCCGAGCCCUUGAGAGGAAUGAAACAGGCACCCUGUCACUUUUCUUUGCAUUUACAGGAGCUGGGCAUGGCUGGUGGGGCCUUGUGCCCCACUGGGAGCCGUGGUGAGAGGGCGGUUUUGUAGUAGGCAGUGUGAGGGUAGUCGGGACAGCCGUUCCCCGGCCUGCAGGUCUCCAGCCUUUCCUGCCCUGGUAUGCGGUUGCUUGGGAGGAUUCCAGUGUGCUGGGUGAUGGAGGGAGAAAAGAAGAGGCCUUGGUGGGAUGUGGACUGAGUUCCUUCGGCAGAGGACACGGGCUUUCAACCCACCCUCUUGGGCUUCGGGAAGCUCCUGGCCAGAGGCCCUAGCUUGGCUGUACCCCAGGCCACCUGGCCCAGUGUGAAUUGGGGUAGCACUUCUCAUAACCCUGUCAGCCUUGGGGGUGCACCUCAGGACUUGUCCUUUCUCUGACUCUUUUUGCUUGUCCAUGACCUUUUGAUCCUCCCAAAAGGACCCUUUUUUUCUUGGGCCUUGAGUGAGAGUCUAGGAAGCCAAGCCAAAGGUGGGGGGGGGGUCCCAGGGGAAUUUGGGGGUUCCUUGGCUCCCCUCGUGUGAGUGGGCUGAAGCUGGACCUGGCGUGGAAACAGGCCAUGUGGUGCCGGCUCUUGGUCCACUCAGCACAGAGAGCUGCAUUUCUACCUCUGCCCGGAGCUGCUGGUGACUGAGCUUCUGAGCCUGGCUGGUUCAAACCGGUGGCGCUGUGCUGGGAGCUGAGCUCUGUUCUGGGCCGACCGGAGGCAGGCGGCUGAGCAGCUCUAAUGGACAAUGAAGGUGCUGGGGCCUCCUGGCCUGUGGCCUUCCCCGUGGCCUAGCGGGCUCUGCUCGGUGGCUUCCCAGGGAACUGGUCUGCUAAGCAAGGAGAGCCCACCUAAGCUGAGCUAUAGGUUCUGGCACCAGCCCUCCGCCCCACCUCCGUUUUUCCCAAGUGACACCCGGGCCUUGGCAGGGAGUUGAUUCCCUCUCAUCUCUGGAGGCUUGGAGAAAGCUUUAGAGCGUGUGAUCAGUGGGAGAGCUCUUGGCUCUAGAAGGGUUGGCUGGAGCCCUGCCACAGUUGAGAAUGUGCUUCGGCUCCUGGAAGACCUACCAUGGGACGGGGUGCACCGCCAUGCCCUCCCUGGAGCCUGGGGUCCAAGGGGAGGCUUCUUGAUGACUGCUUGCUGCGUGCCGUGGUCCGCGUCACCCUCCCAGCCACCCUGGAUGGGGACAGGGAUGGGGGCAGGGCCUGCCCCGUCGCCUGGUUGGCAUCAGAGCUGGGUUUGCUCCCAGGAGGAUCUGGUCAAGGACGGCACGGGUCCCACUUGCGCUGCCUCGAAAUGAGUGGGUGCAGAGCCCUGUGCAUGUCCGUGGUUGGGGCCCACUGCUCCCAACACGUCUUGGCUUGGGCUCAGCCUCUCCACUCCUGCUGGCCUUCUUUGUGUACUAACGGUCACUUGAUGUGCGCUGGCUGUUUUAUCCACCUACUAGCAGAUGCCCGGCUGAAGGAGGAGCAGGCCACGUGCCCCAACUGUCGUUGCGAGAUCAGCAAGAGCCUCUGCUGCCGCAACCUGGCCGUGGAGAAGGCCGUGAGCGAGCUGCCCUCCGAGUGUGGCUUCUGCCUGUGCCAGUUCCCCCGCUCCCUCCUGGAGAGGCACCAGAAAGAGGAGUGCCAGGACAGGGUGACACAGUGCAAGUACAAGCGCAUUGGCUGCCCGUGGCACGGCCCUUUCCACGAGCUGACAAUGCACGAGGCCGCGUGUGCCCACCCGACCAAGACAGGCAAUGAGCUGAUGGAGAUCCUGGACGAGAUGGACCAGAGCCACCGCAAGGAGAUGCAGCUCUACAACAGCAUUUUCAGCCUGCUCAGCUUCGAGAAGAUCGGCUACACAGAGGUGCAGUUCCGGCCGUACCGCACGGACGACUUCAUCACGCGCCUGUACUACGAGACGCCGCGGUUCACGGUGCUGAACCAGACGUGGGUCCUGAAGGCGCGCGUGAACGACUCGGAGCGCAACCCCAACCUGUCGUGCAAGCGCACGCUCUCCUUCCAGCUGCUCCUCAAGAGCAAGGUCACGGCACCCCUGGAGUGCUCCUUCCUGCUGCUCAAGGGCCCGUACGACGACGUGAAGAUCAGCCCCGUCAUCUACCACUUCGUCUUCACCAACGAGAGUAACGAGACGGACUACGUGCCGCUGCCCAUCGUUGACUCCGUGGAAUGCAACAAGCUGCUGGCCGCCAAGAACAUCAACCUGCGGCUCUUCCUGUUCCAGAUACAGAAGUAGGCGGCCCCGCGGCACCAUUGCCCAUCUCAGCCGAGGAGGGGGAGGAACAGAAGCGAACCCUGGGACGUCUGCAUGUGUGUGCGGGGGUGGGAGCGCCCCCCUCGCCCUCUGCCCCACCUCCCCAUCCCGGGCACCGGAGGCCGGGCCACCGCAGAGGAGACGCUGCUCGGGGACCCGAGGGGUGUGGCGCGGCGCGGCAGCCUGGCCCCACCACGCAGGAGGCCGCACGCCGGGCGCACACGGCCCCUGGGCCGGGCUCGGGGGCACUGACCUCUCAGACGGCAUAUUUGAUUGCAAUUAAAAAGGCACCCUUGUUUCCUA
This is a messenger RNA of Hippopotamus amphibius kiboko, 3487 nucleotides long. It is a transcript of the gene ZFTRAF1, whose product is annotated as zinc finger TRAF-type containing 1. Gene Ontology annotation, molecular function: zinc ion binding. The record is from RefSeq and is a predicted model, not a curated record. The transcript has 4 exons. Gene Ontology annotation, cellular component: nucleus. Bases 1994 to 3166 code for a protein of 390 amino acids. NCBI's taxonomy places the organism in Eukaryota, Metazoa, Chordata, Mammalia, Artiodactyla, Hippopotamidae.